AUGGAAUCCCAAACCCUAACCGACACGACUUUACCAAACCAAGACGAGAUCAAGACAGAGUCAACAGAGUUCGAGAAGAAUCAAAAACGGUACCAAGACGUGAUCUCCACGUUUCCUCAAGAGAAAGGCUGGAGACCGAAAGAGCCUCUGAUCGAGUACGGUGGUCACUGGUGGCUACAGCCUCUCGUCGAAGGUUGUCUUCACGCGCAAGAACGCUUCCAAGCGCGACCCAACGACUUCUUCGUCUGCAGCUACCCGAAGACAGGUACCACUUGGCUCAAAGCCCUAACUUUCGCAAUCGCAAACCGAUCACGCUUCGACGAUUCAUCCAACCCUCUCCUGAAACGUAACCCUCACGAGUUUGUUCCUUACAUCGAGAUCGAUUUCCCUUUCUUCCCUGAAGUCGAUGUGCUCAACGACAAAGGAAACACUCUGUUCUCGACCCACAUGCCACACGGGUCGUUACCCGAUUCGGUUGUGAAGUCGGGUUGUAAGUUGGUUUACAUAUGGAGAGAUCCAAAGGACACUUUCAUCUCUCUCUGGACAUUCCUCCACAAGGAAAAAUCAGAACUUGGACCUCUCAGCAACCUCGAGGAGUCUUUUGACAUGUUCUGUCGUGGUUUGUCUGCGUACGGUCCUUAUCUUGACCAUGUCUUGGCGUAUUGGAAAGCUUAUCAGGACAAUCCAGAUCGAGUCUUGUUCCUCAAGUACGAGACGAUGAGAGCUGAUCCUUUGCCGUAUGUGAAACAACUUGCUGAGUUCAUGGGGUAUGGAUUCACUGAUGAGGAAGAAGAGAAAGGAGUUGCUGAGAAAGUGGUGGAUCUUUGCAGCUUCGAGACGUUGAAGAAUCUCGAAGCUAACAAAGGAGAGAAAGAGAGAGAGGAUCGUGCUGCUGUUUAUGCGAACAGCGCGUAUUUCAGGAAAGGGAAAGUUGGAGAUUGGGCUAAUUAUCUGACUCCAGAGAUGGCUGCUCGUAUUGAUGGGUUAGUGGAGGAGAAAUUCAAGGAUUAUGGUUUGCUUGAACAUGGUAAAAUGACAGAUUCUUAA
Molecule: messenger RNA, 1047 nt
Organism: Microthlaspi erraticum
Lineage: Eukaryota; Viridiplantae; Streptophyta; Magnoliopsida; Brassicales; Brassicaceae
Source: the annotation of a GenBank genome assembly